GAGGAUGGCAUGCUUCAGAAGGGCAUCACCAGCACUUAUGGAGAUCCUGAACAAAUUGGACAGUGUGGAAAAACCAACAGAUACAGAUCACAACUUAUAUGAAUUUGGGUCAGUGCGGUACCAUGUUCAGGCUUCAGCAUCUGAUCCCGAAAUUAUAUACUUGUCCAUAUCUACGCCACCAUUGUCUCCAGAAGUUUUGCUUCGAAAUGGUCUUCCUGAUUGCACCCUACAGGAUGUUAGAAGAGGGUACUGUGAUAUUGCAGAUAUUGUUGAACCUCCAAAAGAAGGUUUUGUACUUACUCUCAGACUCGACUUUGCAAAACUUCCACAGAGCAGAGAAGAUCGUAUCAAAGCCAUCAGCAAGAUUUCCUCACUACAAGCAGUAAUACAGAGUUCCCAACUGAAAGAUAUGUUAUGGAAUCUUGGUUCACAAGAUAUGGCUUAUGGAAUGUGCAAGCCUAUCAAACUUGUCUAUCACCCAAGAGAGCCUUUCUUUGUUAUUAGAAUGCCAGAAAAGCUCAAAGCAAUAUUUCCCAUGCGAUUUAAGGACAAUUCAGAUGUGAUUCUUGCAACAUCAUUGUUUCAGGAACUCAUGGAUAUGGGCCAUUCAACAGCUUUUACCAAAGCACCACAUUGCACCUGGUCACCAAUCCCUCCUCCAGAGUUGCGAGGAGAACCUUUUGAAUAUUUGACCACUAAUGGAGGAUUUGUGUCUUUUGACAUUUUAUCACAUCACGUUAAAGGUGCAAAAGCAGAUAGAACUGUCUGGAUUCUAUUGAACUUCUAUGCCCAUGUGAAAUAUUAUGUAAAGUGUACCAGAGGUUUUAUCCACAGAAAAAUGAGGCAGCGCCUGGAAAGCCUGGCAGAGGUGAUGCAAAAUGCAAGGAUAAGAGAAGGCAGAGAUGAUAAGAAACUCCAAGACCCAGGUUGCAAAUGUGUGAAGAAAUUGAUGAGAUUCUCGAAGUCGAACAUCCUAAAAAGGAGAUGCAGCGCAAUUGCUAAUCAAAUCAAGAGGAUCCGCGCCCGGAUCAGAAUAAAAGGAUUGGACCGGUUCCGAAGGCAAUGGUUCAGGGUUCCUAAAUUCCCGUCCCUGAAAAAAUACAGCAAAUUGGAUUGAACAUAUUCGUCAUUUAUUGAAGGGAACAAAAACAAAUUUAUAUGUCAAAUUUCAUAAUUUUUAUCCAACAUUGAAGCCUUGUAGCUUCAUCAAGAAACCAAAAUAUAGAGAUUUAUCAGCUUUGUCGUUGAAACA
Elaeis guineensis (African oil palm) is the source of this 1252-nucleotide messenger RNA. RefSeq names its product actin-related protein 2/3 complex subunit 2B. Gene Ontology annotation, biological process: Arp2/3 complex-mediated actin nucleation; actin filament polymerization. Gene Ontology annotation, molecular function: structural constituent of cytoskeleton; actin filament binding. Gene Ontology annotation, cellular component: Arp2/3 protein complex; actin cytoskeleton. NCBI's taxonomy places the organism in Eukaryota, Viridiplantae, Streptophyta, Magnoliopsida, Arecales, Arecaceae. The record is from RefSeq and is a predicted model, not a curated record.